This is a messenger RNA of Kockovaella imperatae, 781 nucleotides long. RefSeq lists its product as hypothetical. Bases 136 to 702 code for a protein of 188 amino acids. NCBI's taxonomy places the organism in Eukaryota, Fungi, Basidiomycota, Tremellomycetes, Tremellales, Cuniculitremaceae. The transcript has a single exon. The record is from RefSeq and is a predicted model, not a curated record.
CCCCGUGCCAAAUCUCUUCCGGAGCCUCCGACGCCUGUGCCACUUGAGCUUCCGGAUAUUCUCAGCUCCUUCCGAUACGCUCGCACCGAGCUGGACAGAUCCAUCACAGCCUUGGAGACGAUCCGCUUAGAUCUGAUGACGGAGAAAAGGACUAGUCAGGAUCUCUUGGCAGAACUAGAGAAGACCAAGCGGGACAAGCGAAAGAAGGACCAAGCUCUGCUUGAGGCUUGGGGAGAGGCCGAGGACCUCCGUUCAGCCGUCCUGUUGGCACAACAGCAGAAAGAUGAUGCAAUAUCCAAUGCGAGUCGAGAAGCAGACGACCUUCACGCGACUAUUCAGCGAGUCAGGGAGGAGAAGAGCAAGGCGAUAGCUGAGGGGCAAGGCCUGAAUCAACGGCUCGAAGAACGGCUCAAAGAAACCAAUGGGUUCGUUUCGCGGUUGCAAGCUCAACUGGCAUUGCUUGAGCAUUCGAGUGAUAAAAGUAUCUUCGACCUUCGUCAACAGCUAGACAUGGCUCAGCAAGAGGAAGCUCGAGCCAAGGAAGAGAUGGAAAGCAUGAGGGGCAGACUCGACGAAGCGGAGUUCGCUCACCGAGCUCUGAAGGAGGGUGGUGCCAGAUUAGCUAGAGACCUUGGAGAAAAGGAACGGAGAAUCAUUGAGCUGGAGAAGGCCAUGGGCUUGAGGAGGGGAGGCAAGGUGUAGGCUGAGCAGUUAUUCAAGCGCAAAUCUACCCUAUAAUCGACUUGGCCAUACAGAUAUCUUCGAAGAGCCGGAUGCAGAA